GACCCCCACCCUACCACAAGUAUACCCGUUUUAUACGAAUUUACGAAAAAGGCCCUAAAGUUUUAAUAAAAUGUCAGCGGAAGCAUUUUAGUAACAGGAAUUAGGAAACAAAGAUACCCCUGGCUGCCAUUCAUUCCCACCCCUUUAGGCCAAAACUCGCAUCGAUCCGUUAAAUCUGAAAUCUCGCCAUCACCUGAUUGAUCCAACGGUCACCGUCUUCCGAUGGAGAACUCGCCGGUGGAAUCACCGGACGUCGGCGUCUCGGCGCUGGCGGAGCAAGCCAAGGAGCUGCAGGAGACGGCCUCCUCGCUCAUCUCUCGCACCUCCCGCGAGGAAGACGCGCUCCGUCAGCGCGUCGCCGCACUCGACUCCCGCAUCAAAUCGCUUCGUUCUUCUCUCCGCGGCUCCAAGAAUUUCGAUAAACUGGAAGAGGAGCUGACGAGAGUGAGGUAUAUAUUGAGUGAGGGAGAUGCAGCGGCAUUUCUUCCGAGCAGAUCUCAUGGGAUGUUUUUGAGGAUGUUUUUGGGGCCUAUUAAUGUGAGAGCUAAUAGGAAGGAUGUGCAGUUGAAAGUGAAAGAGGAAUACAAUAAUUUCAGGGAUAGAACAGCAUUUUUGUUCCUCUGUUUGCCAUCACUAUUGCUUAUUUUAAGGUCAUGGAUUUGGGGUGGAUGCUUACCCGCAUUACCAGUUCAACUUUACCAGGCAUGGUUGCUAUAUCUCUACACUGGUUUGGCUUUGAGAGAAAACAUCUUGAGAGUUAAUGGAAGUGAUAUACGUCCAUGGUGGAUUUAUCACCAUUAUUUUGCCAUGGCUAUGGCUCUCAUCAGUCUAACUUGGGAGAUAGACCAAGGGCCUGACUGUGCUAAAAAACAGAUAGGUGUACAACUAUUUCUGAAAUGGGCAAUAAUGCAAGGAGUUGCUAUGAUGCUUCAGAAUAGAUACCAAAGGCAAAGACUUUAUACACGUAUUGCGCUUGGCAAGGCUAGGAGGAUGGAUGUUGUUUGGGGAGAAACUGCUGGAGUGGAGGGUCAGCUAUUGCUGCUAUGCCCUAUACUUUUUGUUUUGCAGGGUUUUGAAGCUUAUGUUGGGGUUUUGUUGCUUAAUACUGCUCUAAAUGGAUCCAAUUUGGAUUGGCAGGUAAUUACAUGUGGGGUUCUUCUCAUAGUCAUGGCUGUCGGAAAUUUUGCUAACACGGUGCAGACCCUAAUAACAAAAUCUAGGGUUAAGGCAAAAAUCAAGAGAGGUAAAAGCAGGCAAGAACUAAAUCAACUGAAUCAGGGAUCUGAUGACAAGAGUUUGUAAUUGAGGAAAAACAGCUUGCAAUUUGAAGUUUGCUUAUUUGUGCAGUUUCUUUUCUCACAGCAGGUUUUUGGCUUUCAUGUUUUAUGAUAGUAAACUUGGAUUUUAGAAGUUAGAAAUCUAUAAUUGUCAUAUGUUAUAGGAUUUUACACUCACUGUUUGGUUUCCUAUAGAGAGAAUUACCUAUGGUGUUGCGCGC
This is a messenger RNA of Salvia miltiorrhiza (redroot sage), 1498 nucleotides long. RefSeq lists its product as uncharacterized. Lineage: Eukaryota; Viridiplantae; Streptophyta; Magnoliopsida; Lamiales; Lamiaceae. Gene Ontology annotation, cellular component: membrane. The coding region runs from base 223 to 1302 and encodes 359 amino acids. The record is from RefSeq and is a predicted model, not a curated record. The transcript has 10 exons.